Salvia miltiorrhiza (redroot sage) is the source of this 700-nucleotide messenger RNA. Its product is annotated as 60S ribosomal protein L36-2-like. The transcript has 4 exons. Lineage: Eukaryota; Viridiplantae; Streptophyta; Magnoliopsida; Lamiales; Lamiaceae. Gene Ontology annotation, cellular component: cytosolic large ribosomal subunit; ribosome. Gene Ontology annotation, biological process: cytoplasmic translation. Bases 224 to 556 code for a protein of 110 amino acids. Gene Ontology annotation, molecular function: structural constituent of ribosome. The record is from RefSeq and is a predicted model, not a curated record.
UUACACAAACCCUAAGUCCCUCACCUCUGAAAAUUUGAAAUCACGCGCAGUCGCACAUCCACCGGACCACCCCAAUCUCUCUCUCUCGUUCGAGUUUUCGGCGAAGGUCCGGCGAGCCUAACAGCAGUAACUGCUCGACUGCUCUCCUUCCCCGGCGGCCGGCGCGACUGCUCUCCUUUUCCCAGCUCGGCGCAACUGCUCUCCUUCCCCGGCGCGACUGGCAAUGGCUCCAAAGCAGCCGAACUCCGGUCUCUUUGUGGGUUUGAACAAAGGGCAUAUCGUUACCAAGAAAGAGCUGGCACCUCGCCCUUCGGAAAGAAAAGGGAAAACCAGCAAACGGGUACAUUUUGUGAGAAGUCUCAUUAGGGAGGUGGCUGGUUUUGCUCCUUAUGAGAAGCGAAUCACUGAGCUUCUCAAGGUCGGCAAAGACAAGCGCGCGCUGAAAGUGGCUAAGAGAAAGUUGGGUACCCACAAGAGGGCAAAGAAGAAGCGUGAGGAGAUGUCAUCUGCUCUUCGAAAGAUGAGGGCUGCUGGAGGUGGAGAGAAGAAGAAGUAGACUACUGCAUCCUUACUCUGCAUAUAGACAGCUGUAGCAAAGUGAUUAGCAGAGAUUUCCUCAGCUUAUUGGUUUUGUUAAAUUUAACUUUUGUUUCUUGGUAAGUUUGAGUUUUUAAUGCAGAGUGAUAACUUCAUUUACAAA